Messenger RNA from Rotaria sp. Silwood1, 1884 nucleotides. The record is from the annotation of a GenBank genome assembly. NCBI's taxonomy places the organism in Eukaryota, Metazoa, Rotifera, Eurotatoria, Philodinida, Philodinidae.
AUGCAGCCUGAAAAACAACUCAAUAUUAUUAAUUCAUCAUCAUCAUCAUCUGAUUUACAAAAUCUUCCUUCAUCUUCCGAUAUUCAAGGCAUAUCGGAUGUUAGUUCCACCGUUCCAACACCAUCUCUUGCAACCAAUAGUUCUCUGAAAGACGUUUUUCAAGCAACAUCAGUUCCAGAUGAUACCAGUAAAUCUUGUAAUGAUCUUCCUGUUCAGCCAAAACUAGCGGCCUAUCCAAUUAAUCAUCAAAACCGAUCAUUUCAAUCAAGUUGGUAUAAAGAACGACCGUGUCAUGACAUUCAAAAUGAAUUAAUUCAUCUUAUGGGUAAUCAAAUUCGUGAAGAAAUUUCAUUGAUGGUAAAGAAUUGUAACUACGCAUUGAUGGCUGAUGAGUGUCGAGACAUUAGUGGUACACAGAAAUUAUCUAUCGUUAUUCGAUUUGUUCCAGAUCUUAAUAAUAGUUCAAUUGAUUUUUCAAGUUUUGUCAAAGAAUAUUUUCUUGGAUUUGUUCCAUUAGAAGAAUUUGAUGCAAUAACAUUAGCGGAAAAUAUAGUUGAAUUUUUGAAAAAUUUAAAUAUUCCAUUAGAAUCUUGUAUUUGUUUAUGUUUUGAUGGUGCAGCGGUUAUGUCGGAUCAACAAGCAGGUGUUCAUGUUUUAUUGAAAAAGUAUAUGCCAAAGAGCAUAUAUAUACAUUGCUCAGCUCACCGUCUUAAUCUUGUCAUUAGUGAUACAUGCAAGGUGGUGUUUUAUAUAUGGGAUUAUUUUUCGAUUAUUGGAAGUAUUCAUUCAUUUUUUACUGACUCUGGAGUGGCGAAUAAAUAUUUCAAACAAGCACAAAAACAACUAGAUUUAGUCCAAUCUUCGAGAUUAAAAUUAUGGGCAGAGACCCUGUGGGAUUCCAGAUGGAAGGCUAUUGAUGCUGUUAUUGUUAAUUAUCCUGCAAUAAUUAAAGCUCUUGAUGAUAUUAGUGAAGAAGGUAGUCGUUCAAGAUCAAUAAAUGCAGCUGGACUUUUAAUGCAUUUGAAAAAGUCAAUAUUUAUUAUUACUUCAUUUAUUCUUCAUCAGUUAUUUGGUCUAAUAAAAGUUUUAAGUGAUCAUUUAAAAAAUCCAGCUUUAGAUUAUGUACGUGGUGAAGAACUUGUCAUAUCAAUUAUUCAACAGCUAACUAAUCUUCGUAAUGAACAAUCAUUCAAUCAAAUUUAUGAUAAAGCAAAAAGCUUAUGUGAAGUAAAUGAAAUUGAUUUGGUACAACAAUAUCAUAUACAUCGUAAAACAAAAAUUCCAAGUAGAUUUAAUGAUUGUUUUAUUAAUUCAACAGUUGGACAACGUGAAACAUUAUCUACAUCAACAGAUUUUAUGAAUCAAAUUUAUUUUCCUUUAAUUGAUUCUAUGUUAGUUGAAUUAAAUGAUAAAUUUUCAUUAAAAACAUUGUCAUUUAUGAAGAGUAUUGCUACAGUUUAUCCCGAGAGUAAAAACUUUUUAAGUAUCAAUGAUGUUGAUGAAUUUAGUCGCCAUAUUGAUGUUGAUUCAAACGCUUUAAAAAAUGAAUUUAUUGUUAUAAAAACUAUGCUCAUGUCUAAAACAAUCAAUAAUGUUAUUCAGUUCUUGAAUGAAUUAAUUCCAUUCUCAACUGCAUUUCCACAAACAUUACGGAUGAUCAAAAGUGCAAUUACAAUGCCAAUUUCACAAGUCACUUGUGAAAGAUCGUUCUCGAAGAUGAAGAUAAUCAAGAACUAUCUCCGCAAUUCAAUGUCUGAUAAACGCUCAAGUGACUUGACAGUCAUGGCUGUUGAACGUAAUAUUGCUAUAGAUUAUGAACGAAUAAUAGAUAAAAUGAUUUCGACGAUACAAAAUUAUACAAUUCAAAUCAAUACAACACAAUAA